UAUACACACUACCAAUGGCUCGAUCUGGCAGUGUCAAUUUAAAAAAUGUCUUCUUCGAAAGUGGUGGAUCACCUGUUCAUGGUUCCAUCUAUAGAAUGUCAUCCAUAAAAAAAACCCGAACACCCAGUGUCCAUGGAGGAGCAGGUGGCUCUGGCACCCGAAUUUCAUAUGGCAGUAACUAUAGCAAUACCCUUGGCAGUAAUUUGCUACGCAGCACUUCCAUAAAUGAACUGCUGCUUACAAGCAAUGAAAAAACUACCAUGCAGAAUCUGAAUGACCGUUUGGCUGCCUACCUGGAAAAGGUACACUCCUUAGAAACUUCAAACUCGGUUUUGGAAAAGCAGAUCCGGGAGUGGUGUGAAAAGACUUCCCCUAUUGUUAAGCAAGACUAUAACGCCUUCUUUAAAGUAAUUGAAGAACUUCAAGAUAAGAUUACCAAAGCCCGAAUAGAUAACACCAGGAUCAUAUUGCAAAUUGACAAUUCCAAGUUGGCUGCUGAUGAUUUCAGAGUAAAAUAUGAAACUGAGUUGAGCCUGCGACUAAAUGUGGAAAAUGACAUCACAGGAUUACAGGGACUAACUGAUGAGCUCACACUAGUUAGGGCUGAUUUGGAACACCAAAUUGAAAGUCUGAAAGAAGAACUGGCUUACCUCAAGAAACAACAUGAGGAGGAAACAGCAAGACUACGCGGACAGCUGAGUGGGAAUGUUUCUGUGGAGAUAGAUGCUGCUCCAGGCAUUGAUAUGGCCCAAGUGAUGGAAAACAUGCGCCAGCAAUAUGAAAUCCUUGCUGAAAAGAACCGUCAAGAAGCUAAGGAUCGGUUUGAUAAAUUGAUUGAACAAUUGAAUGUGGAAGUCACCACAACUACCCAUCAACUUGAAACACACAGAAGUGAGAUUACAGACCGGAGGAAUAUACUCCAAAGUCUGGAGAUUGAACUCCAAUCUCAACUGAGCUGGAAAACUGAACGAGAGAAUGCCGUGGCAGAAAUUGAAGCUCAUUACAGAACUAUAUUGACUCAAAUUCAAAUGGCCAUUGGAAACAUUGAGGCCCAACUAAUGCAGCUGCGGAGUGACAUGGAGCAACAGAGUACUGAAUACAACAUCCUCUUGGACAUUAAAGUCAAGCUAGAAGUAGAGAUUGCUACUUAUCGCCGUCUCCUGGAAGGGGAGAAUUGGAGAACGAUUGCUUCAGAUUUAGAGACAAGCAAAGAGAUUGAAAAAGAAAAAAUUAAAACUCUGAGGAUCAAGACUGUGGUCGAAGAGAUGGUGGAUGGAAAAGUAGUAUCCUCCCAAGUCAAUGAGAGAGAAGAGAAGAUGUCUACAUUUCUGCACAAGGAAGAUCCUUUCUCUUGUCCUGGAAUCAUGAGCUUCUUGAGUCAGUCAUCCAGACAAGCCUCUUCCUCCCGCAGUGGCAGAGGAGGAACAAGAGUAUCUGGUGGUGGAUCGUGCAGCUUUAGUAGUAGAUCAAGUAGCAGGGUCGUUGGUAGUGGUUGCAGCAGUGGUGGCAGUGGUGGCAGUGGAGCAUGGGGCAUGUGCAACUUCAGUGGGGGGGCAGAAAGCAGGAGCAGGUUGGGCUCUGGUGGCCUAGCAUGCAGAGGCAACAGAUCAAGGACCUUGAGUGCUGGAUGGGGCACUUCUGGUUCAGCUGGAGCAUUUGGUAGCUUUGCAGGUGGUGACAGUGCCCUUCUUUCUGGUGGUGAGAAGCAAACAAUGCAAAACCUUAAUGACCGCUUAGCAACUUACCUUGGAAAUGUCCAAGCACUGGAAGAGGCUAACAGUGAACUUGAAAGUAAAAUUGCAGAAUGGUAUGAAAUGUUUCAAGCAGGAAACCAAGCGGGACAACAACAAGACUAUAGUGAAUAUUAUGCCAUUAUUGAUGACCUUAGGAAUCAGAUAGUUGCUACAUCAAUUGACAAUGGAACAAUGAUUUUGCAGAUUGACAAUGCUAGAUUGGCUGGUGCUGAUUUCAAACUCAAGUAUGAUAAUGAAUUGGCCAUCCAUCAAAGUGUUGAAAUGGACACCAAUGGCUUACGAAAGGCCCUGGAAGAAAUUGAGAUAACAAGCAGUGAUCUUAAAGUGCAGAUUAACAGCUUUACUGAAGAACUGGAAUAUAUGAAGAAAAAUCAUGAGGAGGAUAUGGGCUCAAUGAAUGAUUCUACUGCAGCUGGAGGUAUCAACGUUGAAAUGAAUGUCACACCUGGAGUUGACCUGACUACUCUCCUUAAUGAGAUGAGGAGUGAAUAUGAGGUUCUGGCUGAGCAGAAUAGAGAGGAUAUUGAGGCUUGGUUUAAUGAGCAGAGCCAAGAACUGAACAAGCAGAUCAACAUCAAUGUUGAGGAAACCAGUACCAACAAGAGUGAGAUUACUGAACUGAAACGCACUUUGCAGAGUCUUGAAAUUGAACUGCAAUCUCAACAAUCACUGAAACAAUCUCUUGAGGCUACUCUAGUAGAGACAGAAGGUCAGUACUGUGGCCAACUGUCCCAAAUGCAAGAAGUGAUUGGCAGUAUGGAAGGCCAAGUACAGCAGAUAAGAGAUGACAUGGAGUGUCAGAACAGAGAAUACGAACAGCUCCUGGAUGUUAAGAUCCGCUUGGAAAAUGAAAUUGACACUUACCGAAGUCUCAUUGAUGGAAGUGAAAGUACUGAUAGAACUUCAGGAGGAAGAGACAUGAGACCACUUUCAGAUGUUAAAUCCAGAGGACAAACAGGUUCAAAAUCUAGAGACCAGCCAUCUUUCAGCUCUAGAUCUAAAGCAGAUUUAAGAUCCAGGGAAUCAUCAUCAGGUACUCAAUCUAGAAGUGGGGAAUCUGCAGAGCAAAGAUUUAAGAUACAAGAAUAUGCCACCUCUCAGUCCCAGUCCAAAGGUUCUGGAUCUGGAGAUUCUAAACAGACAGAUAAAUUAGGAUCUGGAAACAAUCUCAGAGACCCCCAAAAAACAAGAGUGAUCAGGACCAUAGUGGAAGAUAGAAUUGGUGACCAAGUUGUCUCAACUCGUGUUCAAUCUGUUGAAGAAAAGCCCAUUAAAUAAGCAGCCUCAACUUUACUACGAAGUCUUUCAAAGCAUAGCACACAGAUAGAAACAGAUAGAUACCUUUGAAAAUAGGAUCACCUUUCCUUCUUGGCUUCUGCAACUGCUUCUUUUCAGAGCACAUUUCUUCUUUGCAAUUCUAAAAUGAAAAUGUUGACUUCAUUUUUGGCAUUCCGCAAUAAACAUUGCAUGUUGCA
This is a messenger RNA of Notechis scutatus (mainland tiger snake), 3229 nucleotides long. The record is from RefSeq and is a predicted model, not a curated record. Lineage: Eukaryota; Metazoa; Chordata; Lepidosauria; Squamata; Elapidae.